Messenger RNA from Aspergillus saccharolyticus JOP 1030-1, 1497 nucleotides. RefSeq names its product transcription elongation factor DST1. Gene Ontology annotation, molecular function: zinc ion binding; RNA polymerase II transcription regulatory region sequence-specific DNA binding. The transcript has a single exon. Gene Ontology annotation, biological process: transcription antitermination; regulation of mRNA 3'-end processing; DNA-templated transcription. Bases 452 to 1357 code for a protein of 301 amino acids. Gene Ontology annotation, cellular component: nucleus. The record is from RefSeq and is a predicted model, not a curated record. Lineage: Eukaryota; Fungi; Ascomycota; Eurotiomycetes; Eurotiales; Aspergillaceae.
UUCUGGCGCUUCCUAUCCAGAAAUCUGUCUGCCCGCAUCGCUCAAGUUGCUUCCCUGUAGCUGGUUGAGUCCCGCUUCGUGCAACCGCGUGAGUGAGUCUCUUCCCUUCCUCUACGCCUCGAUCCGUCCAGCAUAUAAGUGGCUCGCGCACUUCCGGGCUUCGUUCUGGUCGCAUGUUAUCUUCCAAGAUAGCAGUGUGUAAUUCCGGUGGCCCCCGCCGCAUCUGCACGUGCUCCACUUCUUGGAGUGAAUUGUGGCCUGGCACUACUGUCGUCUGACCGUAGCUGUUUGAUGUCACGAUGCCGUUGAAACAUGCGAUGCAGACUGAAUACAAUUCAAAUCACCUAGUCUGGUCGCAUUUACAAAUAAGCCAAGUUCUAUUACUGACUGGGAGGCCAGAUCUACAGGCUUCUCCAAUAUCAGCUACAACACUUCACCAUAACCACCCACCAUGCCGUUGGAAGCGAAGGAAAUCGAGCUUAAGGCCAAGGCCUUGACUAAGGCGGCCACCCAGAACGAGCCGGCCGCCAAUAUCGUCUCUCUGCUCAAAGAACUACAACAAGGCGUCAAAGCGACGGAGGAUCUGCUGCGCUCGACGCGCGUGGGUAUCAUUGUCAACAAGUUCAAGCAGCACAAGGCGCCCGAGGUGGCCCGCCUGUCGAGCGAAAUCGUAUCGAAGUGGCGCAACGAAGUCAACAAGCAGAAGGCAGGCGCAUCGCCCGGCCCUAGCCAGCGCUCGAGCAGUUCCCCCCGGCCCACGCCCAAUGGCACCGCCGCCUCAACGCCCUCGGAUAAGACAUCGAAGCUAUCCGUGCCGCCGGAUAAACGCACGUGGAAGGCAGACGGGGUGGACGUGAACCAGACCUCCAACCGGAUUCGCGACAGCUGCAUCGGGCUGAUGUACGACGGUCUGUGUUUCGGCUCGAUGGAAGCGCCGCGCACGGUGCUGGCCAAGGCCUCCCAGGUGGAGACGGCGGCGUUCAGCGCCUUUGGGCCGGAGACCAAGGAACAGUACCGCACCAAGAUCCGCAGUUUGUACCAAAACCUGAAGAACAAGUCGAACCCGAUGCUGCGGGUGCGGGUGCUGAGCGGGGAGGUGACGGCGGAGCAUUUUGUGAAGAUGACGCACGACGAGCUGCGGUCGGCAGAGCAGCAGGAGCGCGACCGCAAGAUCCAGAAGGAGAACAUGGACAAGGCGAUGGUGGCGCAGGCGGAGCGCAGUAUUAGUACCAGUCUGCAGUGUGGAAAGUGUGGCCAGCGCAAGGUGACCUAUACCGAGGCGCAGACGCGCAGUGCGGAUGAACCGAUGACCCUAUUUUGUACUUGUAUGAAUUGUGGAAAAUCAUGGCGGCAGUAGCCGUUUCCUAUGCCUAUUUUUGGUGCAUGUGUUUACCUGGGUGCAUGUGUUUACUCUUGUUCUAUAUCUUAUCUGCGACUGGAGGCGGCGUGGAGUUUUUAUUUUCUGGUUGAUCCAAAAACAUGGAUGUUUUUUCUUUU